AUGGAAUCAACACACGAGCCGGCGGACCCCAUCGCAAAGGGCGUGCUGGCCACGGCCAAGCAAUCCUGGAAGGACUUAUUCAUCUGGAAGCAGCGCGUCGUCGUGACCAACGAGCUCGGCGAGACCAGCACAGAAUGGGCGCGUCCCGUGCCCCUGCGUAACCCAGUCAGCCUGAUGCUGCAGCUCUCGUUGCGCGACUGGCUCUUCUUCAUCGUCGGCCUGGCCGCCUGGACCGCCGAUGCCUACGAUUUCCACGCCUUAUCCAUCCAGCAAGUCAAGCUGUCAGAGUACUACAACACGACCGUGACUAAUGUGUCGACCGCGAUCACGCUGACGCUGCUACUGCGAUCAGUCGGCGCGGCCAUGUUUGGUCUGGCGGGUGAUCGGUGGGGACGCAAGUGGCCGAUGGUGUUCAACAUGAUUGUCCUGGGUGUGCUGCAGAUCGCGACCAUCUACAGUUCGACGUUCCAGCAGUUUCUGGCUGUGCGCGCGCUCUUUGGCUUGUUCAUGGGUGGAGUCUACGGAAACGCCAUCGCCAUGGCUCUCGAGCACAGCCCGCCGGAUGCUAGAGGUCUUAUGUCCGGUAUUCUGCAGCAAGGGUACUCCUUCGGGUAUGUUCUUGCAGCCUGUGUCAACCUCGGUGUCGGUGGCGACCCGGAGAGCUGGAAGACGGUGUUUUGGAUUGCCGCCGGAUUAUCCAUCGGUGUCGGUAUCAUUCGUAUCUUCUUCCCCGAAUCGCAGCAGUUCCUGGAAGCGCGCAAGCACGGACAUCAGCAUGUUAGCGUCUCGGAUUUCUGGAAGGAGACCAAGUUGAUGCUCCGCGAGGAAUGGAAGCUGUGUGUCUACAGCGUCAUCUUGAUGACCUGGUUCAACUACUACAGCCAUACCUCCCAGGACAGCUACACGACCUUCAUGCUCACGCAAAAGGAACUCGACAACUCCGGUGCCAGCCGCGCCAGUAUUCUCAUGAAGGUCGGCGCUUGCGUGGGCGGCACCAUCAUCGGCUACAUCUCGCAGUGGUUCGGCCGCCGCCGCACUAUCGUGGUGGCCGCCCUCAUGAGCGGUGUCCUCAUUCCGGCCUGGAUCCUGCCCCAAGGCGAGCGCGCCCUGUCAGCCACCGGUUUCUUCGAGCAAUUCUUCAUCCAGGGCGCGUGGGGUGUGAUUCCGAUCCAUCUCAACGAGCUGUCCCCGCCAGCCUACCGUUCCUCCUUCCCCGGCCUGACCUACCAGCUCGGAAACAUGAUCUCGUCGCCGUCUGCACAGAUUGUGAACGCGAUCGCUAGCAGCCACUUCGUUACCAGCAAGAGCGGUAAGCUGGUCAAUGCCUACGGCCCAACCAUGGGGAUUGCGACGGCCAUCAUUGCGACUGGUAUUGUGGUCACCACCGCGCUUGGCCCAGAGAAGAGGGGUCGCGAGUUUGAGAAGGCGUUGCCGGCGGGUCUGAACGUGGUACCGGAGAAGAAGGUGGAUGAUUUGGAGAGAGCUGAGUCGAAGCCGACGGCCGCCGGCGCCGAGAAUGUGGAUGAGAAGAAGGAGGAUAAGAUUUGA
This is a messenger RNA of Dichotomopilus funicola, 1548 nucleotides long. RefSeq names its product major facilitator superfamily domain-containing protein. The transcript has 3 exons. Bases 1 to 1548 code for a protein of 515 amino acids. Lineage: Eukaryota; Fungi; Ascomycota; Sordariomycetes; Sordariales; Chaetomiaceae. The record is from RefSeq and is a predicted model, not a curated record. Gene Ontology annotation, biological process: transmembrane transport. Gene Ontology annotation, molecular function: transmembrane transporter activity.